AUGAAGACAAUCUACAAUCGUUCCUCGAUCAAGACGAGCUUCUACACCAACAUGGGCUCCUGGAAAGGGGUAGUAACCACAUUGGGGAAAUUGGACUAUGCUUCUGCAGCACCUACCCGCAACAAUUUGCUACAAUGCUUCCAAAACAGAAACCUUGACACACUCACUGGCAACAUCGAUACUCAUGUGUUCAAGUUCGUCAAAAUCUUGUCUGAACAUGCAGACCGGGGGCACAACCUUGAUGGUGUUGUCUGGUUCCGAUUACUCGCACUUGAUAUCCUUACUGAUGUGCUUUGGGGAGAUCAGACCGACCUUCUUGGAAAUGCCGAUAAUUCUACCCCGGACUUCUUGAGGCGCUUCCAUGCGUUCAGCAAGUACAACGCACUCAAGAGUUUCAUCCCGGUAGUGGAGAUCUUUGUCAAAUACUUUGGCAAUAGCAAGUGGAAGCAGCUUCGUCAAGACUGUCUCGACAUGGAUGUUACCGCUCACGAAGCUUUGAUCAAGUGGAACCAGAAGGAUACCAAAGGACAUAACAAAGAUGUGUUAUCCAUGCUUUCUUCCAUGCAAGCAGAUGGGACCGCAGACGGAAACAUGCUCCAGGCGCACAUCCCAGCUUACAUGGUCGAGAUGAUGGCAGCUGGGUCAUCCACCACUUCUCACACCGCAACCUUUGCGUGUUGGGCCCUGACCAAGAACCCAGGGGUGCANAAAAAACUUCGCCAAGAACUCUUCGAGGCAUUCCCCGAAGCUCAGGAUCUCGAUAUGCGCAAGUCUCAAGAUCUUCCAUACCUCGAUGCUGUAAUCAAAGAGACCAUGCGCGUGUGGCCAAUGAUCCCUGGCCCUCUGGAAAGAUAUCUGGGAAGCACAAUCACAGUCAACGGGCUGGCAGUUCCACCUGGCGUUAUUGCCUCGACAGCUGCGUAUAGCCAAGGCCGCAAGGAGGAUGUCUACAAGAAUGCAGAUCGGUGGGAACCAGACCGCUGGUUGGAAGCGGACGAGAGAAUGAAGCUGAAUUGGACCCCGUUCGGCCAUGGAUCACGUAUCUGUCCUGGUAGCAACCUCGCCAUGACUGAGCUGAGAUAUAUGCUGUGCGCGAUCUUUAGAAACCUGCGAGCUGUACCGCCUACCGGUCAUGAGAAUGACCCAAUCGAGAUGAUGGAUGUAUUUGCCGCUGGCACCAAGUCCGGUGUUUGUUGGUUGAGGUUCGAAAAGGACGCACAGGCAGCUUGA
Molecule: messenger RNA, 1230 nt
Organism: Aureobasidium uvarum
Lineage: Eukaryota; Fungi; Ascomycota; Dothideomycetes; Dothideales; Saccotheciaceae
Source: the annotation of a GenBank genome assembly